Molecule: messenger RNA, 1760 nt
Organism: Ixodes scapularis (black-legged tick)
Lineage: Eukaryota; Metazoa; Arthropoda; Arachnida; Ixodida; Ixodidae
Exons: 15
Coding region: 153-1700 (515 amino acids)
Source: RefSeq, a predicted model, not a curated record
CGGAAACCGGUCCUCGCUUUCAACUCCUAGCUAUUUUCUCCGCUCCGAUUGUUCUGGUCUUUGAAUGAAAAAACGAAACACGGACGCGAAUUUGACAGACAGUUGAGCAGAGCUUGGAAUACCGUUGGUACCCCUGGCGCGUUGCUGCACCCAUGGAAAGCAUGGAAAAUCAACGAGCUACUCCAGAUGACAAAAAGUUUGGAGUUGUCAAAUUCGUUGGUGACAAUACCGUCGCCGUUAUUCAUUUAAACUGGGUGGAUGGGGCUGACUGCUUUUGGCCGACUGCAACACACAAGAAUCUUGGUGCUCUCACCUUGGAAGGUGCCCAGCCACAGCCAGAUUGGAAGAAAUCCCGUUUUGCUUCCUUAGGAUGGUAUGACACUUACCAGAAAGCCAGAAGCAAGUUGCCGACGGCCGAGUUGACAUCGGACCUUUGUAGCGACGUGGAGAUGGGUCGUGGGAGAAGGAAAAAAGCCAAGAGGAUUUUGUAUAGUGAAACUGAAUCUGAGGGUGAAGAGACCUACCAGCCACCCAAACCGCCAACUCCACCAUGCUUUAAACCAACAACGAAAAGCGUCCGCUGCAGACGUAAAGUGCCCCAGGUUCGAGAAAAGACUUACAAGCCCUCCGGCAAGCGAGCACAUGGCAGUCGGCGUAAAUCUCAUGAGAAAUUGUCGCCUCAGCACCAUUCACCAACAAGUUAUUUCUCUCAAGAGCAGACACACGGCAGUCACUGUGAAUCUCAUGGAGAGCUGUCAUCUCGGCACCGUUCACCAACCAGUCAUUUCUCUCAAGAGUGGACACAUGUCAGCCGCCAUGAAUCUCGUGGAGAGCUGUCACCUCAGCACCGUUCAGCACCCAGUUAUUCCUCUGAACAGUGGACACAUGGCAGUCGCCGUGAGCCUCGUGGAGAGCUGUCACCUCGACACCGUUCAGCAACCAACUAUUCCUCUCAAGAGUGGACACAUGGCUGUCGCCGCGAGCCUUGUGGAGAGCUGUCAACUCGGCGCCGUUCAGCAACCAGUGAUUCCUCUAAAGAGCGGACACAUGGAGGCCGUUCCAUGUUCCCUUUGACUCCGAGACAUGAGCAAGCAAGCCAAGAACACGGUGAUCACAUUUUGAAAGACGGACAGCCUUACACUCAUGGCCCGAGUACAUCAACAUCCAGCCAGCAAUUGAGUGGCUUUAUGAUGCAGGUACUGAAGUCGCUACACAUCAUGAGACAAACCCAACAACACCAAUCUGAGCAGCUGAUGAUGAUCACCGACAUGUUACACCAUGUGGAUGGGCCACCUGCUGUACCUCUAAGCUUUGCACAGUUCGAGACCCUACAGGAAUUCCUUGCCUUUGAGAAAGAGUUGACUGCAUGCGAACAAAAAAGGGUCCAACUGAAGCAGCAGAUGCAAGUAAUUGGGGGUGAUGAUGCGAAAGAUAAAACUGCCCGAAUUCUUCGCAAAAUGCUGUGCCACGAAGUGGGGGCAGCCUUCACAUGGUAUGGGACCAAGACAAAGGGAAAGUUCUCCAGUCUAGAGUUCUGCAAGGUGAUGUGUGCUUGCAUUACAGCGAGCAAGCCGAAGGAGGUGGCUGUUGGUACCCUGAAGGAAGUUGAAGCCACUACAAUGUCAUGGCUGCGCCAUGCCCAGGAGAGGCUUCAAAAGCAUUGCAAUAAGGAUGUGGAAGAACCCGGGGAGGGUCUGUGAAAGCAAGAUGGCCGGAAAGCUACGGAUAGUCUGUAAGAGCCGGGAAAUGGGGUGUGCAAA